This is a messenger RNA of Haemonchus placei, 849 nucleotides long. The record is from the annotation of a GenBank genome assembly. NCBI's taxonomy places the organism in Eukaryota, Metazoa, Nematoda, Chromadorea, Rhabditida, Trichostrongylidae.
UUGAAGUGGCUUGAUAGUGCCAUUCAAUUUGAGGUAUCCCAUACACCUGUAGUAUUUAUUCACGGCAAUUCCGAUGCUGCAUUGCACUUAUCUAAGACAGCUACCGGAUGGUCAAACACUAUUGAGUAUUUUUUGGACAAAGGAUACACCCAAGCUGAACUAUACGCCACGUCGUGGGGUGACACAAACACUUUGAAUGCGGCCAAGAGAACCCACAACUGCCGUGAUCUUCUCCGUCUGCGUCGUUUUGUGCUUGCUGUACUGGCUUAUACAGGAGCUCCAAAGGUGUCACUGAUCACACACAGUAUGGGUGUAACGUUAGGACGGAAGCUCAUCAAAGGAGGAACGGUGGACGGACCAGAUGGGUCAUGUAACCUUGGCACGCCACUAACAUCGAAGGUGGACGUGUUUCUUGGACUGGCUGGAGGAAAUUUCGGCCUCUGCGCAUGCGAAGGAACAGGGACACUCGAGCCAACAUGCAAUAAGAAAAAUGGAUUCUGGCCGGGAGACAGCUGCGGUCUUAAUACCCUCACCUGUGGAUUAUCACCGCUGCCCUUCCCAUGCAAUGGUCCAACCUACUCCUCUCUGUUGAUGAGCAUGAACACCGACAACGUACGAGAAGCGUCAAUUGUAUUUUCGGCUUGGAGCUUAGCUGACGACCUAAUCCUCUACGCUGACGAGGUCUGGGGCAGACCAACUUCACUUAUCCCGACUUCAAGUGGAAAGGUGAGCUUUAAUUGUUGGAUGGAAGCAAAUAUUUAUCUUCUCAAAGUACUCGAUAAAGUAGUGUUUAACAUUCAACCAUGGUCAUGUCAUUACCAAAGGGGAAGCAUAUGUGGUAACCACUGA